Messenger RNA from Coccidioides immitis RS, 378 nucleotides. RefSeq lists its product as uncharacterized. The coding region runs from base 1 to 378 and encodes 125 amino acids. The record is from RefSeq and is a predicted model, not a curated record. Lineage: Eukaryota; Fungi; Ascomycota; Eurotiomycetes; Onygenales; Onygenaceae. The transcript has 4 exons.
AUGCUAUCAAGAAGUAUGAGACUGGUAGUCAUGAAUGUAUCAGAUUUAAGGGUCAAGCUGUACAGAAUGUUUUUGAAUGCCUACAAGCUGUUUGAAAUAAACAAACAGAAGAACAACAAUCACAUAUUUGCAAAAUCAUUCUUGACAAAUGAUAUUGGGACCCUGAAUAAUAGUACUUUGAGGCUUGUUGACAUUGAGAAUAUUGACUUGGAGCAUAUUCACAACCUUACAAAUGAGAUGUCUGAUAUUGAUGGAGACAGAGACAAUGAGGCUGAUGGAGAUAACAGAGAUGACAGAGAUAAUAAAGAUGAUGGAGAUGAUAGAAAGAGCAGUCCUCAUGUUCUUGAGAAUACAGAGCACAAGAAGGCCAGAAAAUAA